Molecule: messenger RNA, 262 nt
Organism: Paramecium octaurelia
Lineage: Eukaryota; Ciliophora; Oligohymenophorea; Peniculida; Parameciidae
Source: the annotation of a GenBank genome assembly
UGAAACAAUAUUUCCCAUAAAUAUUAAUCAAAUUACUUUUGAAUUAAAGAAUAAUCUCAAAUUAGAAUGAUUAUUGAAUUCGUUCUCUGCAAGAGAAUAGUUAAAAAAAAAAACAACUUUAAGAGAUAUUUAAAUCAAGAGUGUUAAAUCAUAAAAAGUAUGAUCUUUAAAAAAUAUAGCUAAUUCUAAGAAAUCAACUUUGAAUCAGGUAUUUUGGUGAAAAGGAAGGAAGCACUAAAUGUAAGAUAUAAAAUAAAGAAAA